This is a messenger RNA of Eruca vesicaria subsp. sativa (arugula), 1795 nucleotides long. The record is from the annotation of a GenBank genome assembly. Lineage: Eukaryota; Viridiplantae; Streptophyta; Magnoliopsida; Brassicales; Brassicaceae.
GUUUAGAGGGAGAUGUCAAAGAUGAAUAGGAGAAUCCUAUUUGGUAGCCAAGGAUGACUUGCCUACUUCUUUAAUUACGAAGUAAAAUGGUCACGGUAUCAUGUUUGAGAAUAUCAAUUAGUGACCAUUUUGCGUAGAAAAAGAUAUUAGGCAGUCUCCUUGGCUAUCCUCAUAUGUUCUUCUUUCUCAUCCCAGACAAUUACCCUCAUCCAUAUAAGAAGACACGACAUGAAAAAAUCAGGGAACGAUAAUGUUGCUGACAUUAUAUUGUAUAUAUAUAUAUAUUUUAUACAUCACUAUUAUAUAUGAUGUAAUACACCAUAUAUACACACACAUAUACCUAUAAUUAUUUUUUAAACAAAGAAAUGACAGAAAAUAAGAUGAACAUAUAAUUAUUAUCCAAAAGGUUAUUGAAAAUAAGCUUUUGAGAUACAUUUCAAUAAGCUUUUGAGACACUAAAUGUUUUUAUAAAAGGUCACUGGAAUUGAAAUUUCAUGUGACGACUACAGAAUUUGACAUUGGUUUGACUUUGGUCUAAAACAACUUAUGGUUACCAAGAAUAUAUAUUGCAAUGUCUUCUUAAGAAAAACUAACUAAAAUUGAGUUACAGUAAUGAAAGAUUUUCAAUCAAAUCCUCUUCGAAUAUUGAAAGCUCGCAUUUUACAGUAAUGAAAGAUUUCUAUCAUCUAGUCUGAUUUUCCGGUUGUUACAUGGUAUUUCAAAGUAAAGAAAUUAAAAACGUGUUUGUCCAAUCUAAUUAAGAGAAAUUUGCGCUCCUACCAAAGAAGUUUGCCAUAAUUUGCAAAAUACCAAAGAGAAAAAAGACACAUUACUGUACACAAACAAAAUAACUCUAUUAUCCUUUUUUGAAUUCUCCUUUCACCUGACCAACUCCAGCGGGCAGCCACAUGUUUCGACGGAAGAGUAAGAGAUACACAAGAUAUUCUAUAUCUUUAAUUUUUUUUGUCAGAGAUAAAUAUCCAAAGACCAAAUCCAGUCAGCUGAAAUGUCAAGUGGAUAGGAUAUUUUGGUCAUUUUCACAGCAGUUUUUUUGCCACGUACACUUCUCCUUUCCCCGUUUUGAUCAAAAAAUGAGCUACGAGAAGGUCCCGCCCCAAACGUAUCCUCCUCCAGGUUACCAAUCUCAGUAUCCUCCACCUCCGGUAUAUCCUCCGUCACACCACCACGAAGGAUAUCCUCAACAGCCACAUGGAUAUCCAUCGUAUCCACCACCAAAACCUCCUUCCCGUCCUCCUUACGAAGGCGCCUAUCAGGAGUAUUUCUCCGGAGGCUUUCCUCCUCAUCCUCCUCCUCCGCCUCCACCGCAGCAAUAUAACCAUUGCCAUCAUGAUCAUCACUAUUACCAGGACUCCAACUCUGGUUGCACCUCUUUCCUCCGUGGCUGUUUUGCUGCUCUCUGUUGCUGCUGUCUGUUAGACGAUUGCUUCGUCUAAGAUUGGAGAGUUUUACUCAAUUUUCAUUAUAAAAACUUAUAUGAUUUGGUCUAUGUUUCUUUCUCUUAAGCUGUCAAUGUGUACUUAAAAAGACCACUGCAUUGGGUGUUGGAAUGAGCUUACAAAGCCAUGGUACCGAUGGAAGCCAUAGGUUAAUGGCAUUCAUUUAUAGUUUGUGUGAUUUAUUUGAAGACAAAGAAGCUUGAGUAUUGAUAACGACUUUAAUCUACACCAUAAAACGUUUAAAAGUUUAGCAAACAAUAUAAUCGUAAUAAGUUGAUCACCUAUACUAUACUCUUAGUACAAAUUAGAUUAAAGAAAUCUGCUCAUUCUGAACCAUA